UCAGACUGCGCUCCCGUCUUAUUAAUUUUUAAUGGAAAAUGGCUGCGUUUCUUUUCCAAACCUCUGGAGCAGGGAGAUAAAAAUAAAAAAAAAACCCCGUCCAUCUGAGCACAUCUCGCGUCUCGUCCACGUCCCCACCGGAACAAGCCGAUGUUUGUGAUUUAAACUCGAGUCAGCCGAUGUCCCGUGGUGCGAACAUAUUUGGGAAAAUGGAUCGACUCUCGCUUUGAGGGAUGAAAGAUCAUUUUUCGCCUUAACCCUUUCUGCGCCGAGAUUCUGCGAACAAUCGAGCAGAAGAUGAUGCGUCAGGUGACAAGCAGUGACUUCUGCAUGAAUAGCAGGCCGUCAUGCCUGGCAGAGGACGGCCACCACGCCGCCUCCCACUUUGAACUGUGCACCUCCCAGUCCAACAAGUUCUACCCUCCUCCCCCUCCGUCCCUCCAGAUGACGCUGGCUCCCAUGGCCUUACCCGCCCAGAGCCACAAGUCCAUGGUGUGCCAGAGACAGGAAGUUCUUGGUGGUGACUCACGCUCGUCUGGAAAAAUACCCGGCAUUAAAAGCACUGAUCAAGCGCCGGAUGACAGCAAGAAGAAGAACAAGGCUGCCGGGAAGACGGGCAGACGUGGGAGGCCUUUGGGAACCACCAAGCUAGCCGGAUACAGAACCAGCACAGGGCGACCCCUCGGCACCACCAGAGCAGCCGGGUUCAAGACGAGCCCGGGAAGGCCGCUGGGUACAACCAGAGCGGCGGGGUACAAGGUCAGCCCCGGACGGCCUCCUGGUAGCAUCAAGGGCCUCUCUCGCCUCAACAAACUGGCUUACGGUAGCACCUGCAGCGGAGCGGCUUUCCCCUAUCCACUGCCACACAAGGAAAUCCUCUGUGAACCUUCCUGCAAAGAGAAGACAGCUAAUGAGUAAAAGGCUCUCUGCGUUUCUACUCACCCUCCAUCAGUUAAAUGAGAGACGCAUGUGUACAGGUUUCCUGACAGAUACUGGGGAGUGAUUGUAAUCUUUCCCAGUCUGCUGUGAGGCUAAGAGGAGGAGAUUUUCUAUUAUUCGUGUUGGUGUCAUCUGUGUGCCUGCCACCUGAUAUAAUACUGUUAGUUUUUCAGUGCUACUGCUGGAGAUCUAUAGUGUGUGGAAGCUUUCACUUCACAUUGCUGUGUCUGUUUUCUUGGGGGAAAAAAAUAAGAAAAACCACCAGAUGUUUAUUGAGCAUUGGGGCUUUUAUCUUACUUACAACUGUAGUGGUAGUUCAUGACAAGUUUAAUUUUUUAGUGUGCUUUAUGUAGCAUUUUAACACCGUUGAAUGUUUGAAACAUUCAUUUCAAAAUGUUUCAUUACUGUAAACAAAGGAGACCAUCAUGAGAAGACUGAUAGCCACAAAGCAAAUCAAGGACAGAUUUUAAUUUUAUGUUCAUCACACUACAGUUUGAAUUUCAUAUUAGCUAAUGUAAUUGGAUAUUUGCUCUUGUUCUUGAUCUUUAAACAAACGACAAACAAGCAAGAAAGGAGGAAAGAGAGGGACAAGUAGCAAUGCUGUCUUUAGAUUGGUUGGGAAAACUAAAUCCUAUAUGUAGCACCUUUUUAUGUGUCAUAUUUGUGAAAUGGGAGGCAUCUUACUCUGGAUUCAGACUCUUUAUUUUGAGUGUCUGCUUUUGAGAUUUCAGGUGAGCAGUUGGGGGUCAAGUGCCUUGCUCAGUGGCACUUCAAAGAUAGAUGCACAGAUCUUCCUUCAGGCUAACAUCCAGUUAAUCCAACUUUUUUCACUCGGCACCAGAAUCAACACUAAAAAAACAUGUCUCCUGCUCACACUACCGUUUGCGCUUCAAAUGUCACGCUGCAAAAUCCCUGCAUUUUAUUAUUUGCAUGGAAAUGUCAUCAAAGCAACAGAGUCAACUUACAGAUUGCUGUGAGAAAUUCCACCUGUUAUCCAAGUCUGAACUAAUCUAUUGCAUAAACAUUGCCAGCAAUUUAGUUCAUCUUCAGCUUUUCUUCAAAAAAUUGGUUAAUGUGGGCCGUGGUUGCCUCGUUUGCUCCUGAAUCGCCACAGAAAAGUUGUCUGUGGUUAAAUGUUUGGAUGAACGGUGUUUGUGUGUUCUGCUUGGUACUGGAUUGCUCUUCAUUCCAGGUAAAAUUUGAGGUAGCUCGUCUUGGCUUCCACACAGUUGCUGGUGGUGCCACUGUAGCAGCGGGAUAUUAGUUACUCCUGGUACAGGUUGUCUAGGGCGGGUUAUCAAUUACAUGAUUUCUGCUAUAGAUACCAAAACUGUACAUGUUAUAACCCCCCACACACACACACAAACAAUUUUUUUCUGUUUUACGAAACGCCCAACAUUCCUCAAAAUAUUUCAUGUUUAAUUGUGUGUCAACACCAAGCAGCUGAACAAGAGCAUUUCUUAAAUAAAAGAUUUUUUAAAUUAGCUAAAAAUGUAUUUAUAUAAAAAAUAUAUAUGAUCAAAAAACAAGUAAACCAAACCAGUUUUAAAUUAGGAUAUCAGUUUUGGAUUCUCGUUGCUACAGACAUUUUUUUUUCGAUUCUUAGUAGUGUUGAAAUUCAACACCCAGCCCUAAUCUUAUCAAAAUACGACCAAAAUUUGUGAUUUUAUUGCCCCAACAACAGACUCUUGCCUAAAUAGGUCAGCUUUGGGACUGUUUUAAUCCAUACUGUAUAUAUAUAUAUAUAUAGAGAGAGAACAUUGGUUUACUUUAUAAUAGACACCUGUUCACAUUGUCACAUUGUAGGGAAAGUCUAUCACAAAGAAUUACUGUGUAUCUUUUGUUUUAUUUAUCAAAACCACUGAUUACAUUAUUUAGUGUGAACAAGGAUACAAAGUUAGAUACAAAGCAAAACUCACAUACAAAUACAGAUAUAUUUUGCUUUAUUUGUCCCCAGAUAAUAAGCAGAUUGGUAUUCAAAAUAUCAUAUUAUCUGUAACAUGAAUGUGUUGCUGAAUGCACUGACUAUGAUUGAUAUGGCAGUUAACAUUGUAGUUAUAGAACUAAUUUACACAAUCUAUCUUUUAACAAUAACAUCUAUUUAAUGUGAUACUUGUGUGACAUACAUUUACCCACCUAAAGCCUCAAAUAUCCUUUUUUUAUUCUUACUCACAGAUUUAAAAAAAAUAACUUAAGAUACAUGUUUUGAUUUGUAUUUUAAUGCGGAAUCAUAAACAAAUGAGACUAUUACGGACAGGACUGUGAGCCACCGCUGCCCUCUAUUCUGUGGUUUUACACUGUGAGCCAGCAGGUUAUAUUUGGUGGGAAAUCUGCAGACAGGUGGCGCUGUUCCUCCAUAGCAAACAGCAAAAGCUGUAGGAGCUUUAUCAGAGGCAGAGGGAAGCAGUGAAUGGGCAAUGGGAAAAAAUCUCUUCCAUUACAUUCAUCCCCUGAAACAAAUCUGAAGAGAAGAACUAACAGCCACAUUUGUGGAGAUCUUGCAGCCACUAUCUGAGGUGUGACGUAGACCACAAAUGAUCUCAAUCAUGGUCUCAUUUGUUUACGUUUAUCACAUUAAGGUAAAAUAAUUUAAGAAUUAUGUAUUGAUGUUUUAACUUCUCCAUCUUAAAGUAAUGGUACAGCUUAUCAAUCUUUCAAGCUUUGAUUUUUACAAUGGCAAGGUCAAAUCAUGUCUGUUUAGUUUUUUUAAUUAUGUUGUUAUUUAUUAUGUUAUUUUAGGUACAUUACCAUAGCCCUGUAGAACACUUGAAUCUAACAGUGGUGGGAGGGAGGUGUUUUUGUGAAAUGCUAAUGUAAAAUAAUUUAGUGCAAACAGAAAGACAUGGGAGAUGCAGUUGUUUUAUUGGUUUAAUAUUUGUCAUUUCACGCUUAAUGCACCGUAAAUACAGUAGAUCAUAUAUCGUGAAAUUAUUCAAAAUAAUGGAUAUUUGACUACUUGUCACUUGCCCUGGUGAACAUCCAAUUUUUUGGUAUCAUUCAUGUACAGGCAUUUGAAAUCCUGAGAGUGGCGAAACAGUAUAAGCUUCACUGAGUUGCUCUCUUGUGACAAAAUUUAAAAUAGUUAAAUUUGGUGCAAUAAUCUGUUGUAUGUAUUGUACUGUGAAAACUUUGAUACUAUCACUUUUUAUUAUUGUUGUAUUUUUAUACUUGUGUACAAGGCCUUCUGUCACAUGUUUCGUUGAUGUGUGUGGUGUUAACAGAGGUUACUGAAAUGUCACAUACAAAUUUUCACCCUCCUUUACCAAAGAAUAUGACGUUAUCUAACUGUACGAGGCAUUUAUGCUAUUUGAUUUUUAGAAAUAUUCCAACAUCUCACAAAAUAACCUUAGCAUGAAAGUUACUGUGUAAAAUGUAAAUGAAAAAAGCACUUGGAGACCACUAUCCCAUAAAAGGUAGUAUGAUUGUUUGGAUUAGUAAAAUAACUUUAAAUGCCAGUUUCUUGAAUGCAUUCUAAAUUGCUACAUUGACAAUGUAAACUAAGUUCUUUACAUUUGAUCGUAUUUAUAUCCAUCUGUUAUUCUACUUUGAAAGUAGUUCUCUUUUUAUAUAUAAUUGUUAUGUAGCCAUGUUUGAUAUUUAACUGAUAUUGUUUUGUUGAGGUUAUGGCUGACAUGAUGCCUGGCGGUCUCACAUUCUGAUGUUUGUGGGUUGUUGUUUUCUUUUAGGUUUUAGAUGCACACGAUGAGAUGGAGCCUGACGGGACGCAUUGUUUGCUGGACAGACAUUUCGACGUGUCACUGUAGGAAAAGCACAGGUGUAAAUAAUAUAAUGAAUGAUGGAUCACUGUCACGGCUUACUGGGACAUCUGAAUGGGCCGUUUAUGUUACUAGUAACACCUGUGCUUCUCCUUCAGCGACGAGACAAAAUGUUUGCUGUGAAAAGCUGAAAUAUUUUGGGGGUUUUUGUCCAUAUUCUAGGCUAACUAGGUAUCUACUCUUCUACUGAAAAGCACAUUGUCUUUUAACGAACAUAAAAGAAUGAAUAUUUUGUCAAUGUUCAACAACUACAGCUCCCAUGAUGCUUUAACAGCGUCGUAGUGGAAGAGCGGCUAGCCUCUCUACCACCAACCUCUGUAUUUCCCUCUGAUUGAAGGUUUCUUCCAUCCCUGGUUCAUAUUCUAAGAUUAAUGGGUAUUCCUCCAAAGGUCUCAGGCUUUUGGGAAAUGGUGUUUGGCAAAGGCAGUGAGUUUAGAUUUUCCAUCGUUUGUGUUACAACAAAUGUGAUUUUGAGUUUUUCUUUCCUCUAGAACAAAAAAGUUAGUUUAGCUUAGUGGGACUUUGUGAUGUUGUUGAAGCUAACAAAAUGUAGGAUAUUGUCUUAUUGUCUCAGUUAAUAUAAAGAGCUGUGCAAAGUUUACUAUACUACUAUAGCAUCCAUUUAGCUUCGAAUAUGGACAGAAAACUCCAGGAAAAGGUUUCAGCUUUUUAGAAAGACUGAUGAAAGAAAACCAAUCGAGUUUAUAUUAACUGAACAGAGGCAAGCUAGGUCAUUAUGGCUUGGGUUAAUUGACAUAUGUUUGACAUGGUUCAGAUUCAGGUAAGAAUUUAAGAAUCCUUCCCCAUAAGGAUGGCUGGACAUCGAAACAAUUAAUGUCAUAUUAUCUGAGAUAUUUGGUGUUCUGCACUGUUAACAAACUUGUUCUAAAUGGUAAAAAUCAAAGCUCUUUAGCAGUGUGACGGUGUAAUAUCAGAGCACCCUGAAGGUUCUUGUACAUCUGUUUCACUAUGUAGCUUUGAGUUUUUAUCUAAAAUAUUUAGUUAAAUGUACGGACAAGGUGUAAGGCCUUGUAUGUCACAGAAACAAUCUUGAUCUUGACCCUCCAAGGAGGACAUCACGGAAGGGAUAAGGGAUGAAAUGAUGAUUUAUGGAAGGUGGAUUACCUAAAAUAGACUCAAUAACGCAAUUAAUUUUUUGACAUUCCUGUAAUAUUAUAAGUUAAAUAAGUGCUGACACAAGGCACAGGGAUUGAUUCAUGUAAUAUUUUUUUUCUUUUUUGUUUGUUUUUCAAGUGAUUUGUUUUCUCCCACCAUCAUCAGCACUGAAUCAACAAAUGGUCUGUUGUCCAUAGACGAUUUAAAAAAAAUAUUACCUCACACUUUUGAGUGUUUUUGAGAAGACGUGAAGCCCAGUCAUUCCUGAAGUGUGAUUGGCGAAGCCUGCAAAGCUUUGUAUUAUUCCCAUUUUAUUCCUGCAUGAUUGUUGUGGAAUGUUCAAAAGUUGUGUAAUAAAUCUGAAAGUAACUCAUUCUGCUGAAA
Messenger RNA from Dicentrarchus labrax (European seabass), 6215 nucleotides. It is a transcript of the gene cunh5orf24, whose product is annotated as chromosome unknown C5orf24 homolog. The record is from RefSeq and is a predicted model, not a curated record. Lineage: Eukaryota; Metazoa; Chordata; Actinopteri; Moronidae. Bases 298 to 918 code for a protein of 206 amino acids. The transcript has 2 exons.